Messenger RNA from Thalassophryne amazonica, 7479 nucleotides. RefSeq names its product protein phosphatase 1H-like. NCBI's taxonomy places the organism in Eukaryota, Metazoa, Chordata, Actinopteri, Batrachoidiformes, Batrachoididae. Bases 282 to 1868 code for a protein of 528 amino acids. The record is from RefSeq and is a predicted model, not a curated record. Gene Ontology annotation, biological process: protein dephosphorylation. The transcript is spliced from 10 exons. Gene Ontology annotation, molecular function: protein serine/threonine phosphatase activity.
GUGUCCGACGGUGGCGCUGUUAAAAUUAAAGAAAUGUUUCGCUGAGAGUUUUUUAUUUAUUUAUUAUUAUUAUUUAUUUAUUUGUUUUGUUUUUAACAGCCUCCUCCGGCUGCCGUUCCCACAGGAGCUCAAUGACUGAGUGCUUAAGCCGCUGACGGCCUCUUCCUUCGCCGCUCCUCCUGUUGUCGACCAGCGGGGCCGAGCUGGGGGCAAAUCCGGGGAAAGGGAGCCGCGGCGCCGCGCACCGGCCGACAGACACCCCGCCGCGCCGCGCCACCAACAUGUUGACCCGGGUCAAGUCCGCCGUCGCCGGCUUCAUGGGUGGAAUUAUGGCCGGUGGCGGCUCUGGCGGAGGCGGCACCGCUGGUUCCGAGUUACCGCUGAAGUUCGCCUACAUGAGGCCGGAGUUCCUCGGACUGUCCGCGGAUGAGAUCGAGUGCUCGGCGGAUCACGUCGCUCGGCCCAUCCUCACCCUGAAGGAAACCAGGAGAUUACCGUGGGCCACGGGAUACGCCGAGGUGAUUAACGCUGGUAAGAGCGCACUGAAUGAGGACCAGGCCUGCUGCGAGGUCGUCGUGGUGAGACGGCGGCCGAUGAGCUACUGCCCCACCUCCAUGCCCAACAAGACUCCCACCACCAAGAGGCGCAACUCCCUGCCUAAUGGAGAGGGACUGGGGCUCCGCGUGGAACAAAGCAAGCCAGAAGACAGCGAAGGGCUCGUGUUCCACUACUGGGCCUUGUUCGAUGGCCAUGCUGGUUCGGGCGCCGCCGUCGUCGCGUCUCGACUGCUGCAGCACCACAUUGCAUGCCGACUCCAAGCAGUCAUCGAGAUCCUGCGCAACCUUGCCUCUCUGCCCCCUACCAUCCUGGGGGAGGAGCCAGACAACAACCCUUACUUCCACAGUAACACUGCCGGCCCUCACCGCGCCCUGACGAGAACCGCUUCGCUACGCGGGGCUGUCGGCGCACCGGCCUCCCCGUGCGGCACCCCACCUGCGCCACCGCGGUUCUUCAUCGAGAAGAAGAUCCAGCAUGAGAGCCUGGUGGUGGGAGCCGUAGAGAACGCCUUCAAAGAGAUGGAUGCCCAGAUUGAGCGCGAGCGGCAUCUCUACAACGUCACAGGAGGAUGUACAGCGCUCACUGUGGUUUACCUUCAAGGAAAACUCUACGUGGGGAAUGCAGGCGACAGCAGAGCUAUCGUUAUUAGAAACAGUGAGAUCAUCCCGAUGUCAAAUGAGUUCACGCCUGAAUCAGAACGACAGCGACUCCAGUUCCUGGGUUACAUGCAACCUCACCUGUUAGGAAAUGAGUUCACGCACUUGGAAUUCCCCCGGAGAGUUCAGAGAAAGGAAGUGGGAAAGAAGAUGUUGUACCGAGACUUCACUAUGAAUGGAUGGGCUUAUAAGACCAUUGAGGAUGAAGAUCUGAAGUUUCCGUUAAUAUACGGCGAGGGCAAAAAGGCACGAGUGUUGGCAACAAUCGGUGUCACCCGCGGCCUCGGCGACCAUGACCUCAAAGUUCACGACUCCAACAUCUACAUCAAACCGUUCCUGUCCUGUUGCCCUGAGGUGAAGGUGUAUAACCUGACGCAGUACGAGCACGGGACCGAUGAUGUUCUGGUGAUGGGAACAGAUGGGCUCUGGGAUGUCCUCUCUAACCAGGAGGUAGCCGAAGCUGUCUCCACGUUCUUAGCCAACUGCGACCCCGAUGAUUUGCACAGGUACACGAUGGCGGCACAGGACCUGGUGAUGCGAGCACGCGGCGUGCUGAGGGACCGCGGGUGGAGGAUCACGAAUGAGCGGCUUGGCUCUGGAGAUGACAUCUCCGUCUUCAUCAUACCACUGAUGUACGGCAACCGACAGCCAUGAGGAGCCCAAUAGACGCUCCGGUUUACGAAAUCAACAGGACUGCUGAGGUCAAUCCCCCAAACUCCCAGUUCAGUCCCAUUUCACAUUCCUCUGUGCCCUUUGCACAUCUCUUUAUCCCUCAAAUCAAAGUUUAGACCAUUAUUUGGUGUCAUAGUUGCAUUUGUUGGCGUUUCACAUCUCUCCAGAAGAUCCAGAUAGUCAACCCCCAUAUUUGGCAGCUCAGGGGAACUUCACUUAUUUGUAUUUAUUCUUAAAGUUCACUGAUGGAAGUUUUCCAGAAAUCACCAAAUUUCCAGAUGUGUACCACCAUUCAUACUAGACAUUGUUAUGCCAGUGUUGACUGAAGGAGUGGUGAUUUGUAAGUUAGAACACUGUCUUUCUGUGGGGAAGGUGGUUGAUUUUAAUCCCUGCUGUGAUCGGGGCCUGGUGAAACCUGACUGCUCAUCCAGCAGUAAAAGGACAACUUGACUGGUUCCAGUUGAUGGUGCAAACCAAGCAGCAACACCUGCUCAUGGAAAAUUAGGCGAAUGUGGAAGUGGUAAAUCUUGCAGUUCCUUGAAUGGAAUAACAGACUUAAAGAUGUUUACUGUCUGGGACAAAAACUGGUUUUGGUCUCGCUAGCUAGUUUCCUUGUUCCUGACAAAAAAACUGAGGGUGAUUUUUUUUUUUUUUUUUGUAACUUAGCAGUUUAAGCCAUUUUAAGCCAUAUAGUUUUGAAUAAUUAGGGGUAUGGUCACAGUGAGUGACAGCUAUGUGCCAGAGUCAGGCCCCUGCUAGCAGUGGGUGCUAACUGCUGUGGAUAUGAUCCAGUCAGGUUGAAGGUUUGUCCUUUCUGAGCAUUUUAUUACAGAUGUUUGCGACAAUAUGGCUUUUACUGUGCAGUUAAUUGUACUAAGGAACCAUCAAAGAAGUCAGUGCUCCAGUAUUUGUUUUUAAGUGUUGUUUCAUUAUAUGUUAGCAACAGGUUACAACUAAUAUGCAGGUAUCUUGACGGCAUUAGGUUAGCGGUCACUACAGCAAUAUGCCCGUCAAAUUUUAAUAUUUGUACCCAACGGCCACAUUAAGCAAACACUGGAAAUUAGCUUUGUUUCUUUGGUAAUUGCGAGGUGGGGGCGUGUUCAGGCUUCAUUUGUCCAGUCUAGAUCAUGCCAUUAGUGUGUGUACAGUCUGUGGUACAAAUGUGGCGAGGUAAAGACCUGCCCAUGCUACCUCAUCAUGAUGUGGCCCAGCAUGUGUGCACUUUAUGAUAAUCAGACUCGAGAGUGGGCCUUACGUACCUAACCGGUUGGUGCUAGCAUGAGUGGUCACACUAAUUUCAAGAAAACUUUUCAUUACUGAGUAAAGGGGGAGGGGGGUGUUCUGCCUCCAAUUUUUAUUUAUUUAUUUUUAAGAAGAAAUGUCUCUUUUUCAAAUUCCCGGUGAAAGCAGCCCGACCACACGACCUCAUCUUCUGAAGAGAUGUGAAAGCUGAAACCGAAAGAUUCUCUUCCUAAGGGAAGGACAGUCUGCUUUCAUUCUCUCCUCUUUUCUCUGCUACGCUGUUCUGUACCCCCCCAACACCCCAGUCCCUCUCCUCCUCCAAGCUGUGCAGUCAAGAAGUUGCCUUUUUUUUUUUAUUAUUUAUUUAUUUUUGACAAUAAAAUACCUCCGUCCGGUGACCGUGGGCCAAGCUGACUGGUCAGCUGCACCUGCCGGUCAUUAUAAAGACAGUUUACAGACUGCGGCGGUGACGGCUCGAUUCUUCUCCCACAGCGAGCGCCGCGUCACCCGAGAAGCUUUCGGUUGCUAAGAGCACAUAAGACAACGUGUCACGGCUGAUGUGCAUUUUAGGAAGGACUUCGUCUUUGAGAGAGAACUAAUAGUGAGGAAGCAGAAGAAAAUGUUGGGAUAUUUUUAUUAUUAUUAAUAGUGGUAGUAUAUAGUUACUUACUUAAUGCAACGAAAAAGUUAUUGUGACAAUAAUUACUUUAUCGUUGCAAAACAUGACUGACAACAUACAACAACAUUAAAAGUUCGCUUUUUGACAGGCCUACUCUUGUUAGCAUUCGAGCCUCUGAGUGCAGCACGAUGAAUGGAAGUGGUGGUAGUGAGACCAGAAAGCCAGACUUAUAUCCUUAUUGGUUGCAGCGAUUGGUUAUGAUGUCAUUUUGUGAUGUUUUAGUGACAUCAUCAUGACGUUACAUAGUGUAAUGGUAAAUUAAUUAGGCCCUAUUCCCAGGUCAGGUCUGGAAGCAUAUGCUGCCUUGGGUCCUGGACGGCACCCAUUCCCAUAUACGAUGUAAAAUCAUGGCGGAUCCUCAGGUUACUUUUGGUGAUUUUUGGACUCUUGAUAAGUCAUAAACGGUACGACAGUUUUAGACUGUUUAAAACGGUUGGGGAACUUUUGCAAAUCCGCUUGUCGUCAUACCGUCUUGAAGGCAAUUUUGGCCUUUCUUGGAUAUUUGUGUCAAGUUGGGGCUAAGCCCUGUUUCUGUGUACACGAUGCCUGACCUUGACUGGCAAAUUGUGGCAGGUCCUUGAGAUAGUCUUGGACACUCUUGAUAAGUCGUAAUGGUACACCAGAGGUGCCCAAUUUCGGUCUUCGAGAUCUACCUUCGUGACACUCUUAGUUGUCUCCCUGUUCCAACACACCUGAAUCCAAUGAAAAACUCGUUGGCAGGCUUUUAAUGAGUCUUUCAUUGGAUUCACGUGUGUUGGAACAGGGAGACAACUAAGAGUGUCAGGAAGGUAGAUUUCGAAGACCGAACUUGGGCACCCCCGUGGUACACUAUAUCACCACAACAGUUUUAAAUAGUUUAUAAAUUUCAUGGGACUUCUGCAAAUCCUUGUGCUGCCAUCCUACAGUCUUGCCGCCAUCUUAAAGGUAACCCUGAGUACUCUUGGAUAUUCAUGUCAGGGUGGGUUUUGCCCCAUUCCCAGGUACUACACUACGCAAUUUUGAGGUUUGGAGAAACAUGGUUUGAGUUACAGAGAGCUUUACUUAUUUUGGCCUGUUGGUAAUCAUGUAUUUUCUUCUUAGUUUAUUUAUUGUCUUUCUCUCAUCCAUCGCAGUUGUCAAAGGUGAGUCAAGCACUCAGAGACUCGAUUGGUCACAGUGUUUUAAAAGCGAACUUGUCCUUUUAACAUAUGAAAUUGUUCACGUCUUAAAUUUUAAAAAUGGUGUUUUUAAAAAUCUUGAAUGUGAGAACAAAGCAUUUUACAUCAGUUGCUCUUUGUCAAACAUAAACUUUGCAAGACACCAGAAUAAAUCACAUGGGCAUCCGUGUAUGCGCACUUUUGUCGCUCUGCAGCAUUCGCGGUACAUGAAGACGAAUAUUCCCUGCAGCAGGGAGGUAAAUUUAUAAUGUUAAAAAUGUAUAAUCAAUAUCCAAAUUAAAGUUUCAAGAAAAAAACUGUAAACUUUUACUUUAUCUGAGCUUUAGAUGAGUCGUACAGGUUUGGGAUUGUAAAGUUUGGAUGUACAUGAGCAAAGGUGCAAUGGUUAAAAGUUACUUCUACUUUUUCGAUUGUAUUCCUGUUGUGUGUCGACUGUGUCAUUGCUCGUAAUCGUGCCGUAAUCAUGCGUAUGUAUAUACGGACACUUUUCCUUCAGGUUCAUCCGUAAUAUUAAACCUGGUACGAAGGCUGAAAUUUAGUGAAAUUGGUACGCAGCUGAAAGGGGGGGGGGGGGGGGUGCACUUUUUUUUCCCCUUUAAAUUAUGUUAUUGUGCAGAGAGUAGAAUGAGAAGUGAUGCCUUGUCCUAAAAAAAAAAAAACAAAAAAAAAAAACUUUUUAAUAUUCAUGUUAUGAUGUUCUCUUCCAGUCACUCUUGAUUUAAGAUGUGGGACAAGCAGUGUGGGUGAAAGAAACCCUUUAUUAUUCUUUACUGACAGAAAUCAAUUAAGUUGAUAAUUGGUUGAAUAGAUCUGCUGGUGUCGUUUGUGAUCUGCAGCUGAAUGAUGAAACAUUUAACGAAUCGUAUCACGUGUGCCAUCAGCUGCAUCCAUUUCUUUCUUUUUUGUCCCAACUUGUAGUUUUUAGACUAUGUUCCUUAAUGCAACUAUCAUUUUUACAUUUACCUGAGGUUCCCGUGGUGCAUUUAACUCGCACAUUCCAUGGGGGGGUGUAAGGUUCAAAUCCCUCACUAAAUAUUCUAUAAAGAGGCUGCAGAAAGUAUCCUUUUGAAUACCAAUGAAACAGUUGGUUCAUAAAAGGAUUCGCCGUUUUGAAAUGUUUGAAACGGUAAAUGAAAUGCUAAACUUGAGGAAAUUAAAUGACUAUUUCAGAAAAGUGCAAAACACUAAAAUAAGCAAUUUAAAAAAAAAAAUCACUAUUUUGAAUGGUUUGAAAUUAAAUGGAAAGAAUGAAGUCCUACUCCUGCUAUCAGCUUGGGGAGGGGCAAGAAGCGUGUGUUACCAGCCAGAAAGAUCUUAUUGUUCUGACUGACACAUGUGGGACACGUUUAAGGGACUUUAUCCACACUUCUUUUGGCAAGUUACGGACAUUUGACUCAGUGUUAAGUGUCCAUAGAUUCAAUCAUAGCUUACGCAGAGCACGCGUGUCCGAAAACUGCUCACUUAAGGCUUUGCACCCCGAGGUGUCCACAUGAGCGACUUCCAGAGUAUUUAACACGCAUGUGCCAAACAAUGCAACAACGCUCUGUUGCUUUUAAAAAGGAUUUGUUGUGUUGAAAAGCUCAAAAUGCUCCAUUUCAAAUACUUCAAAUGUAAAUAUGAUUCUGCAUUUCAAAACACUUGGUGAAACAGCUGCUUCAGAAAAUGAUUUUUACAUUUGGACCACUGAACCAACUGCUUCAGAUGAGACAGUAAUGACUGGUGGCUUCUUAUCAACAGUGGGGACCCCCUCACCCCCAGACUAAUUUCCAUUUACGCCUCUGAUUUCAUGAAAAGAAAUAUUUCUUUAUAAUUAAUUGAAAACUCAUUCACGUUUUGCGUGUUUUCCGUCUUUCUAUCAAAUAAGCUAGCCUAAAUGAGUUGUUAAUUUAAUGACUUGUUAUUAAACAGUGUUUGAGUUUUGCUUUUGUGAAACAGAGAUCUCAGAUUUAAAGUAGUAUGUUUAAGGUGAUUCCAAAUAAUGGUGGUGAGUGAGGGGAUUUUUUCUUUCUUUCUUUCCAAAGAAUGUGACAAUUUUUUUUUCUUUCUUCCUGUGUCAUACGACUGCUGCACAGAAACAUCAACUCAGGUUCAACAAUCGCACGUCAAAUAAAACUGGACAAGCAGUCAGUCAUUUUUAAAGGUGGUUUAUUAAUUAUUUAUUUGUUUCUGGAUUAAGUUUCCUCUUUGCUGUAUUUAAUUGUGAAUGCUGUUGUAGUUCUCUGGAUAAUUUUACGGUGGGACACAGAGGGGGUGUUAUUUUGGCGGGGUGAGGCAGGGGGCUUUUUAUGUUUGUAGCAAAGUGCACGUCUGAAAGCAAUCAGAACUGUUUGAAGUGAAUAUUGUGCUGCAGUCAAUCUCUGAAUGUGAAAUGUACAUUUUAUAGGAGAGAAGAAAAUGGAAGGUAUGAAGUUAAUAUAUUUUUAAUGUUUCCAUGUGACUUUCGAAGAAAAAAAAAGUUUACCUUCGUUGUUUAUCUAGAAAUUAAACAAAAAUAAAUAAAUGUUGAUCAAUGUCA